Molecule: messenger RNA, 8759 nt
Organism: Aphis gossypii (cotton aphid)
Lineage: Eukaryota; Metazoa; Arthropoda; Insecta; Hemiptera; Aphididae
Gene: Dscam1
Product: cell adhesion molecule Dscam2
Exons: 37
Coding region: 90-6359 (2089 amino acids)
Biological process (GO): homophilic cell-cell adhesion; dendrite self-avoidance; axon guidance
Cellular component (GO): axon; plasma membrane
Molecular function (GO): cell-cell adhesion mediator activity
Source: RefSeq, a predicted model, not a curated record
UGUGCGUUUUCGACUCUGUGAAUUCUAUCGAGUUUUCGUUUUGUGUCAAAGUUGCCGGCUCGACUCGAGUGGCACGCCGAGACCUUAAGAUGGGGUCUUGCGGAAAGCUUCUGCUGGCCCUUAUCUUUACGUUCGCCACAAAGGUCUUGUGUGAAGAUGAUACUACCAUGGGACCCAUGUUUAUCAAAGAACCAGAAAACCGAGUGGAUUUUUCAAAUACUACCGGAGCUAUUGUCGAAUGUACUGCUAGAGGUAGUCCUAGGCCUGAAAUUAUUUGGAUACGUGCUGAUGGUACUGCUGUUGGAGACGUACCUGGUUUACGACAAGUCAAAGGAGAUGGAAAUUUGGUAUUUCCACCUUUUCGAGCAGAAGAUUAUAAGCAAGAAGUGCAUGCACAAGUUUAUAUUUGUAUGGCUAAAAAUCGUGUCGGGGUAAUACAUUCUAGGGAUGUAAAUGUCAGAGCUGUUGUAUUACAAAAUUAUAUUACUGGAGCCGAAGAUGAAUAUGUAAUACUUGGUAACACUGCAGUGAUUAAAUGUAAAGUACCUAGUUUUGUAACAGAUUUUGUUUCAAUUGAAUCUUGGAUGUCUUCUGAUGGUCAAGAAUACCGUUAUUUAAGUGAUAGAUAUGUUGUAAAUCAGAACUAUGAGUCCGAAUUGAUGCCUACAGAAUAUGUAAUACGAGGAAAUUCAGCUAUACUAAAAUGUAGCGUGCCGUCGUUUGUAGCUGAUUUUAUUACUGUCGAAUCUUGGGUAACAAGUGAAGGUCAAACGUAUACUAGAGAUUCAACUGAAAUGGUAAUUCAAAAUUAUGUCACUGAAGCCGAAAAUGAGUAUGUGAUACGUGGUAAUACCGCGAUAGUUAAAUGCAAAAUCCCCAGUUUUGUUGCCGAUUUUGUUUCAGUGGACGCUUGGAUAGCCGACAAUGACACUACUUUUACUGUUCAUACGAUAUUUAAUACAAAUAACAAUAAUAAUUAUGGUAAAUAUUUGGUUUUACCUUCUGGAGAAUUGCAUAUUCGUGACGUAACACCAGAAGAUGGAACUAAGUCUUAUCAAUGCCGAACUAAACAUAGAUUAACUGGAGAAACAAGACUUAGUGCUACUAAAGGAAGAUUAGUUAUUACAGAUCCCCAAACGAGUAUUUCACCAAAAAUUAAAAAGGAAGAACUUGCCAUUUUAAUUGGAAAACCAUUUACAAUCGAAUCUCAUGUAUCAAUGGUUUGUUCAGCCCAGGGAUUCCCUGUCCCUUAUUUUCGGUGGUACAAGUUUAUUGAAGGAUCAAAUAAAAAACAAGCAGUGACAUUAGAUGAUAGAAUUAAACAAGUUUCUGGAACAUUGAUAAUACGUGAAGCUAAAGUAGAUGAUUCUGGAAAAUACUUGUGUGUUGUCAAUAACUCUGUUGGUGGUGAAAGUGUAGAAACCGUACUGACAGUUACAGCUCCAUUAAAUGCAAUUGUUGAACCUACCAUACAGACUGUGGAUUUUGGAAGACCUGCUACUCUGACUUGCAAUUAUGAAGGAAAUCCGGUAAAAACUAUUUCUUGGUUGAAGGAUGGUAAACGAUUGAAUUCUCACGAUGGAAGAGUAUUAAGAAUUGAUUCUGUACGUAAGGAAGAUAAAGGAAUGUAUCAAUGUUUUGUAAGAAAUGAACAGGAGAGUGCUCAAGGAAGUGCUGAACUUAAAUUAGGAGGAAGAUUUGAGCCACCUCAUAUUAAAGAAUAUUUCAAUGAUAACACUAUGCAGCCAGGAGUCUCUUUGCACUUGAAAUGUAUUGCAUCAGGAAAUCCCACUCCUGAAAUUAACUGGGAAUUAGAUUCCAAACGCCUUAGCAGCACAGAAAGACUUCGAAUUGGACAGCAUAUUACAAUGGCAGGAGAAGUAGUUUCGUAUCUUAAUAUCUCUUCAGUCCACACUAAUGAUGGUGGUCACUAUAGAUGUGUAGCCGUAUCAAAAGUUGGUACUGCUGAACAUACUGCACAUCUCAAUGUUUACGGUCUUCCUUUUAUUAGACCCAUGGAUAAGAAAAAUAUUGUAUCAGGAGAAAAUCUAUUCGUUACUUGCCCAGUAGCUGGAUAUCCAUUGGAAUCAAUUACAUGGGAAAGAGACAACCGACAACUUCCUAUCAACCGCAAGCAAAAAGUAUUUCCUAAUGGCACUUUGAUUAUUGAAAACGUCGAAAGGUCUUCAGAUCAAGCUACUUAUACAUGUGUUGCUCGAAACGCUCAAGGACAUACUGCUAAAGGAAAUCUUGAAGUACAAGUGAUGGUAUUACCAAAGAUCGUACCGUUUUCAUUUGGUGACGGCCCGGUAAAUUCUGGUGAAUCAAUUCAAGUUGUGUGUUCGGUUUCAAAGGGUGAUCGUCCGAUGUCAAUAACUUGGAGUUUUUAUGGUGAAGCGUUAUCAUCCGAUAUGGGUGUAACCACACAAAUGUUGGGAGAUGCAACUAAUUUUUUGUCUAUUCCUUCGGUCGGUCCUUCAAAUCAAGGAAACUAUACUUGCAUCGCUAAGAACAAUGCUGGAAUCGACACAUAUACUUCACAGCUUGUGGUCUACGUUCCUCCCAGGUGGAUACUUGAACCUACUGAUAAAGCCUUUGCGCAAGGAGGUGACGCAAAAAUUGAAUGUAAAGCAGAUGGAUUCCCUAAACCACAAGUAACAUGGAAAAAAGCUAUUGGUAAUUCUCCAGGAGAUUAUAAGGAUAUUAAGGAUUUAAAACCUGGCAGUGAUGAUAUUAAAGUUGACGAAGGAACAUUAUCUAUUCAUAACAUUCAAAAAAAUCAUGAAGGUCACUAUUUGUGCGAAGCUGUUAACGGAAUUGGUUCUGGAUUGUCUGCAGUGAUUACAAUCAGUGUACAAGCUCCACCACAUUUUGAGAUAAAAGCAAGAAAUCAAACUUCUGAAAAGGGACAACCUGCUGUUUUGGAAUGUAUGGCAAAAGGAGAGAAACCUAUUGGCAUUGUUUGGAAUAUGAAUAACAAACGACUAGAUGCUAAAGAAGAAGAAAGAUACACAAUACGUGAAGAAAUAUUAACAGAUGGAGUAAAAUCAGACUUGAGCAUUAAGAGAUCUGAACGAAUUGAUACUGCUGUUUUUACAUGUGUUGCUACUAAUUCAUUUGGAAGUGAUGAUUCAAGUGUUCAACUUAUUGUUCAAGAGGUGCCUGAGAUUCCUUUUGGAUUAAAAGUAUUGGAUAAAUCUGGCCGAACCGUUCAAUUGUCUUGGUUAGCUCCAUAUGAUGGAAAUUCACCUAUCACUCGUUAUAUUGUUGAAUAUAAAUUGUUGAAAAGCACUUGGGAAACAGACGUUGAAAAAGUUGAAGCCACGGGAGAUAAAACUGAAAUGAGUGUAGUAAGUCUUCAUCCAGCUACUACAUACCAUUUUAGAAUAGUUGCAGAAAAUGGAGUAGGUGUUUCUAAACCUUCAGAUCCAGUUACCAUAAUUACGUCAGAAGAAGCACCUGGAGGAAAACCAACUAACAUUCAUGUUGAUCCUAUUGAUGAAAAUACUCUAAAGGUAAUGUGGAAAGCUCCAGAACGUAGUGAUUGGAAUGGUGAAAUUCAAGGAUAUUAUGUUGGAUAUAAACAAUCAUCAUUGGUUGAAAACAAAUUUGUUUUUGAAACUGUUGAAUUCAGUAAAGAAGAAGGAAAAGAACAUUAUUUGGAAAUAUUUAAUCUCAAAACAUAUACCCAGUAUACAAUAGUAGUGCAAGCUUUCAACAAAUUAGGCGCUGGACCCAUGUCUGAUGAGAUUAAACAAUACACUUCUGAAGGUGUACCAGAACAACCACCACAUGAUACAACUUGUACAACUCUGACUUCUCAAACUAUUAGAAUUUCUUGGGUAUCACCACCACUAAGUACAGCUAAUGGAGUUAUUAAAGGUUAUAAAGUGAUUUAUGGACCUAGCGAUUCUUGGUUUAAUGAGAGUACAAAAGACACAAAAAUUACAGUAUCGAGUGAAACUAUUUUACAUGGUCUUAAGAAGUUUACAAAUUAUAGUAUGGAAGUAUUGGCAUUCACUGCAGGUGGAGAUGGUGUUCGUGCUCCUAGAAUAUAUUGCCAAACUGAACAAGAUGUCCCAGAAGCUCCAGCCGCUCUCAAAGCCUUGGUCAUGUCUACAGAAUCAGUCUUAGUCAGUUGGAAACCUCCUGCUGAGCCUAAUGGAGAUGUCAAUCAGUACACUGUUUACAUUAAACCAAGUGGUGAUAAUAAAGAUAAAGAACCAUUGGUACAUAAAGUUGCUCCAAAUCAGAUGAGUUUUGAAGCAUCUGGUCUGAUUAAGCAAGAUCCUUAUGAAUUUUGGGUCACAGCAUCGACUAAUAUUGGUGAAGGACAACCUACCAAAUCAAUUGUUAUUGCCCCUAGUACUCGAGUUCCUGCUAUGAUUGCAUCUUUUGAUGAUUCAUUCGUUGCAACAUACCGUGAAGAUGUAAAACUUCCGUGUUUAACUGUUGGCGUACCUGCCCCAGAAAUUUCAUGGAAAGUUAAAGGUGCACCCCUUGAGAGCAAUGAUCGUAUUCGUCAGUUACCUGAAGGUUCCCUAUUAAUUAGAUCUGUCACUAGAACUGAUGCUGGAGAAUACUCCUGCUUUGUAGAAAAUUCAUUUGGAAAAGAUAAAAUCACACAUCGCAUUGUUGUCUUAGCACCACCUCACAAACCAGAAGUUUCUGUUGGAGCAACAACAUCUAAUACAAUAACAUUAAAUUUAAAGCCUCAUGCUGCUGAUAAAGAACCUAUUCAUGGAUAUACAAUUAAAUAUAAACCUGAAUUUGGCGAUUGGCAAACAGCUCAAGUAGCUGCAAAGGCUGAUAAAUUUACAUUAGAAAAUUUAUGGUGUGGUUCUCGGUAUCAAAUAGCUGUUACUGCAUACAACUUAAUUGGCACUGGUGAUGAAUCAGAUUUAUUAAACACAAAAACCACCGGUUCAAAACCUAAAAUUCCAGAAGCAAGUAAAUUUAUUGAAGUAUCGGCAACAAGUGUAACACUACAUUUAAAUGCAUGGUUGGAUGGUGGUUGCCCUAUGCUAUACUUUGUAGUGGAACAUAAAAAAAAAUUGCAAUCUGAAUGGACUCAAGUUUCAAAUAAUGUAAGACCGGGAGGAAAUUUUGUUGUACUUGAUUUAGAUCCAGCUUCAUGGUAUCAUUUAAGAGUAACUGCUCAUAAUAAUGCUGGAUUUUCUGUUGCUGAAUAUGAAUUUGCAUCACUGACAUUAAGUGGAGGUACUAUUGCUCCCCCUGCACAAGAUGUCACAUCCAUCUAUACAUACUUACCAUGGAUACCAAAAUGGAUUGACUUAAAUGUAGUGGUGCCGACUGCUGCAACAAUUAUAGUCAUUAUUGUUGGUAUAAUUGUGGUUUGUUUUGCUUGGUCUCGUAGAGUUCAUGAAAAUGGACAAACUAGAUUGAGAGAUGAUAUGACCGUUUAUAAUCAAUCAAUGAUUAUGGGAGGCAAUACACUUGACAAGAGGCACGCAGAUUUCAAUGAUGAACUUGGUUAUAUAGCACCUCCCAAUCGCAAACUUCCACCAGUUCCUGGUUCCAAUUACAAUACAUGUGACAGAAUUAAAAGAGGUUUUCCCGGCCCCUACCACGGUCACGGUACAUGGAACCCUAGAGCACGUCAUAUGUAUGAAGAACUAAAUGGUAGUAAUCCUAGGUGUAGGGGGCAUUUGCCCCCAUGUCCAGGGUCCGACGAGACAAUGUACACAAGGUGUAGAGGAAUAGAUGGUGAAGACAUCUGUCCAUAUGCUACAUUCCACUUACUUGGUUUUCGUGAAGAAAUGGAUCCUUCAAAAAUUCCAUUCCAAACAUUCCCACAUCCUAAUGGACAUUGUGGUACAAUUGGACCCGGUGGAACUAUAGCAAGUAAUGGUCUCAUGCAUCAAUGCCCAGGAACCCAAACUAUGCCUCGAAAUGGACGUUAUUCUCGUGUAGGUGGAGCUAAUUCCAUGUUUUCACCUGAGUAUGAUGAUCCUGCCAAUAUGGGAGAUGAAUAUGGUAGUCAAUAUGGACAAUAUGGAGCUCCUUAUGAACAGUAUGAAAGUCGUGCAUCAAUGGCUGGACGUAGUAUUGGAAGCCCAGAACCACCUCCACCUCCACCUCGUAAUCAUGAUCCAAAUGUUAGCAACACAAGUAAUGAAGCUAAUGACUCCAAAGACAGUAAUCAAAUUUCUGAAGCAGAAUGUGAUCAACAUCAACAAUCAGCUACUCAAAGUUAUGGUGCGCAUUUGAAGGGCAAUACCAAGGAUGGUAUGACCACAGAAGAACUUCGAAAACUCAUAGAAAGAAACGAAGCCCCAGCAGGACAACAACGCCUCCAAAGCGGAGGGCUCACAACCUACGAUACUAUGGCAGUGUAACCUCUAGUCAGCCUACAACCAAAAUAUUAAUAUUUAAAAUUAUUUCCAAAAAUAAAAAUCCUUUUCCAAAAAUAUUUGUACUGCACUUUUAACUAUAAAACAUUUUUAACAGAUUUACUUAUGCACAUAAUGUGAGUAAAACAAUAUUAGAUUCUGAUAACAAUGUCCCAAUUAUGAGUGUUUUAUACAAUAAGAAUCCUAAGUGUUGUGUCUUUUUUUCGCUUUAGUGGUUUAGAUGUUUAAAAUAAUGUCCUAUUUUAAAAUUUAAUUUUAUGUAAAGAUCUGUGAAUAUUAGGUUUAUUUAAUGUAUUUUAGUAGACAUUUUUAGCUUAAUGUCCAUUAAUUUACCAAACAAAAAAAAAAAUUUACAAUAUUAAGAAUUUUAUAAUUUUAUUAAUAAUAUUCCGCUAAAUAUAUUUUUUGAGUUCCUUUUACACGAGUACAAAAGUAUUGAUGCGCCAUUUAUGAUGUUUCAGACAAAUAUUAGGUAUUGGUUUAUAAACUACAGUAAUCAAUUUAUUAUAUUUUAUAUAGUUAAGAUGUAUGCUUUUCAAAUAUAUUCAAGUAUAAUAUACUAUUAUUAUUAUUUCUAAAAUUUAGAACAACGUAAAUUCUCUCUUCCCUUUUCUAUAUUUUUUUUAAAUAAAUUUUCAUAUUGAGAAAUAUUUUUUAGUUCCUAGUUCAAAAUAUGUGGCUCUAAACUUCCUUUAUGCUCUUCCACUUUCUCUAAAUUCAAACCACUAAGCGUGAGGUGAUUUAAAAAUUGUACUUCUUUGUAUUCUUUCAAUUAUUUAAUUUUUAGACAUUUAUUAUUGAGAAACUAAUGUACAAUGUUACUUCAGUAACAUAUAAACAAUAGUUUUUUUUCUUAUUUUGUUAAUAUUUUAUUUUAAUGGUGCAUACAAUAUUAUAGUUUUGUAAACAUAUUUCUUUAUUGUCUUAUAAUUACCAAUUUAUAUUUAAUUUAAGUAACCUGAUAUUUUAUUAAUUUUACUUCAGCUUUGUAUCGUUGUUUUAUUUUUAUAAUUUAAGUUUGAUGUUUACGUUGAGUGUUUUGUUCAGAAAAAACAUAUGUAAUCAUAAUAUUAUAAUAUUGUGUUAGAUUUAGUGACAUUUGUAGCCUUCUAAAAUAUAAAUAAGUACCUAGUUCAGAAACAUACAUUAGAAAUCGUAUUUCUACUAUUUGUAGAAUAUUUUUAUCAACUAUUUAAAUAUUUUAGAAAAUCUUAAAAGUUAAAUAAUACCCGGAAUACUAAUUUAUUAUUAUUUUUUUUUACUAAAUAUUGCUCAAGUUUUUUAUUUUACUCCAUUCAAAAUAUCCAACAAUAAAUCCAACAAUUAAAUCAUUUUUCACACAAUAAUUUUUCCUUCAUAAUUUAAAAUUAUUAUCUUAUCUUUAUAACUAAAUUAUACCUUUCUUUAGAUUUUAUCAAAUUACUAUAAAAUAGGUUCUAAAAAAUGACAAAUUAAAAUAAAACCUAGUGCCAAAAUUUGCUUUGUGUUUGAAAAUAUGGAAUUUAAAAAACUUUAAAUUUAUAGAGUAAUAAUUAAUAAAUUAAAAUUAAAAACACAUGUAUUAUUAUAAUGGUAAUGAAUCAAUUUUAUACCAACUUAAAUUAUUUGUGUGAUUUUUAGUAUUUUAUUAUUAGGGAGCAGAUUUGAUAAAAGUUUGUCUUAAAAAUAUUCAAUAGAUUUAAAAAAAAAAUAAGUUAACUUAUCUUUUAAAACAUAUUUAAAAUUUUAAUAACAAUAAGGUGUUUCAUCUGUUGUGUAGUUGUAAUCUAGAGAUCUUAAAUUUAUUCGAUGAGUUGAAAAGUAUAUUAAUAAAAAUUGUUAAUUUAAUAGAAAAAUAUCUGUUCCCAAAUUAUUAUAUUUAUUAUUACUAUAAUAUUAACUAAUUAAAACGUUUUAAAUUAGAAAACUAUAUUAUAAUAAUGAAAACCACAGAUAACUAUAAUAAACAUUAAUAAAUGUAAACUUUAAAAUAUUAGAUAUUUUAAAUCAUGAAAAAAAUAGUUUGGUUUUCUAAUAAUUACUGAAAUACUAGAUGUUAAAACAUAAUAUAAACUAAAGGUUUUAGAAAAUACAAUUGAUUUUUUUUUAAUUCAUAUAAUAUGAUAGUUAACAAUGCCAUAAGUAAUGUUUUUCUGAUAUAUAUAUAUCUCAUGUUUAUUAUUAAUUAUUAUUAUUAACAUACAUUUAAGAUUAAACAUUUUAAAUAUUCAUAUUAUUAUCUAUAAAUAUUUUUUUUGUAAAUUGUAACUAAUACUCAGCUUUCUCGAUAUAUAAUAAUAACUACUGUAUUAACUAAAUAUUAUAUUAAUAUUAUAUUCAUACCUAUUUGUAAUGCUAUUUUACUGUACGUCUAUCAUAAUAAAAUGAUUAUUCCAUAAACUUUAA